Penicillium samsonianum is the source of this 621-nucleotide messenger RNA. RefSeq lists its product as uncharacterized. The coding region runs from base 1 to 621 and encodes 206 amino acids. Gene Ontology annotation, molecular function: DNA-binding transcription factor activity, RNA polymerase II-specific; RNA polymerase II cis-regulatory region sequence-specific DNA binding. Gene Ontology annotation, biological process: regulation of transcription by RNA polymerase II. NCBI's taxonomy places the organism in Eukaryota, Fungi, Ascomycota, Eurotiomycetes, Eurotiales, Aspergillaceae. Gene Ontology annotation, cellular component: transcription regulator complex; PcG protein complex. The record is from RefSeq and is a predicted model, not a curated record. The transcript has 2 exons.
AUGGGCAAACAGGUUGCUCGAUUGAUCCAGGUUCCAUCCAUUACGGAUCGCGACCUGUGGUUUGUUGGCUCGGAUGUCUUCCUACCUCAGUGGCCACCUCUUGGCGACUUUGACUAUACGCCGAGUUUCUUCAAAACUUGCCUUUUCCCAAGCCAAGUGAACAUCAACGCUCCCUACCCACAGCCGCUUGAGGAACUGCGGCACAACAGCCAGAAUGAUGUUGCUAGACCAUGCCAAGCCUUCGGACAGCCUGGCAAUGUAUUAUAUAGCUCGCAGGAUCCGGCCAAUUUGAGCCCUGGAGGUUCCCAAACCAACAUCCCUCGACGGCAGUUCGAAUGCGACGUUCGGGGAUGUGAGAGUCAUUUCAAACUUCAAAAGACCCUUAAUCGUCACCUGGCAAGCCAUUCAGGGGAGAGGCCUCAUGUUUGCUGGGUACCUGGCUGCCAACGCCGCUUCUUGCGUCGCGAUAACCUCAAAGCCCACUAUACAACACACGGGAAACGUAGGGGCCACAAUCGAUAUGUGGCUACCCUGGAUAAGACAGCACCUGUCUAUAACCCUGAAUUCUGUGGGCAGCUAACGCCCGAAGGAUGGGCACUGGACUACGUUGGCCAAGAUUGA